Molecule: messenger RNA, 2648 nt
Organism: Drosophila nasuta
Lineage: Eukaryota; Metazoa; Arthropoda; Insecta; Diptera; Drosophilidae
Gene: AQP
Product: aquaporin
Exons: 9
Coding region: 121-912 (263 amino acids)
Cellular component (GO): cytoplasm
Molecular function (GO): channel activity
Source: RefSeq, a predicted model, not a curated record
AAAUAAUCCACUGAGGCGUUCUUCAGUCCGUGUCGACAACGACGACAGCUCACAGUUGUUUUACGGUCUCGUGUCGGUCGCUUUGGCCAAUUACAAAACGAAUUUGCAUAAUACCCUAAAAUGUCGCUGACAUCGUUGGGGAUUAGCGCCGGCUUCAUGGUCGGCUGCUGCAUAGCAGCCCAGGUGGCUCGUCGGGUCAGUCGGCGGCUCCUCAACAGAGAGGGUAUCGUCCCGGUGCUGAUGAACGAGGCCAUCGCAGCGGCUGAGCUGUGCGCCUGCUGCUUUGAACUGAUCAUUGUGGCGGAUAACUUUGGUGUGGCCACCUAUGCCAUCUUUCUGUUUCUGCUGACAAUCUGGUGGGGCAAGGUCUGGGGCGAUGCCUCGGCCUGCCCAUACACACACAUGGAGGAUGUGCUGGAGGGUCGCACCAGCUUCAAGGAGAUGGCAUUGCGCACCUGGGCCGAACUUAUGGGCGGCUGCUGUGUAUAUCGCAUUGUUCAAGUCUUCUGGUGGCUGGAAUUUGCUGAAACUCACAAGGGAAGGGCAUUCGAGGAGUGCAAUGCCGACUUGCAGGUUAGCCCUUAUUUGGGCGCUGCCAUUGAGGGCAUAGCCACCAUGCUCUGUCGCCUGGCCUCGAAGACGCUGAGUGUACAUGAGCCAAAGUUUAGUAGCUACAUUGACUCCUUUAUUGGCACCAGCCUCGUGGUGGCAGCCUUCAACUUCUCCGGCGGCUACUUUAAUCCAGUACUAGCAACAGCUCUUAAAUGGGGCUGUCGUGGCCACAGCAACCUGGAACAUAUAAUCGUUUAUUGGAUUGGCGCCUGUCUAGGUGCGCUGCUAUCGGUGCCAAUCUUCAAGCUGCCUGUUGUGCGACGCCUUCUGCUGGGCGAUGAGAAGACAAAGGAGGCUUAAAAUCCAAAUGAUCGAUGAUUAGGAAUAGUUAGUUAUUUAUGACCACAGUUCUAUUGGAGACAAAUUUGUUUAUUAUCUGAACUAAGGAACAAUAUGUUAAUUGCAUGCAUUGCUUAGUGGCGAUACAAAUCUUCGUUAGCUUUUAAUUAUUUAUUUUACUUGUUGCUUAUUAUAAAUAAAUUAUUGAAAAACAAAACUUGACAGAUUUUCCUAAUUAACAGAAUUUCGAAAGUUUACAACCUAAAACAUUCUGAAUCGUAUAAAUUCAUAAUUUCAGCAUGCUUCGUUGAUAAAAUCACAUCCGUUUUACAAAUUCAAAGUUUUUAAAUAAAUUUUUAAAGAAAAAGGAAAAAAAAAAGAGAUUAUGAUUCUAUUAAGAAAACUUUUUAGUUAUUUUAGUCUAAAAUGGGGUAUACUAUUAAUCGCUGUGAUCGAUAUUGUAAUAUGUGUAGUAGGACUUUACGACACAGAAAGUAAUUAAUUUUUUCCUAAAGAACUUUAAAAUUUGAAAAUGCCAAAAUAAAAGAUGAUCAUCAUUCACAGAACUAGACAACGAAGCUUGGUAUUAUUGUAUGCUUUCAGCUUAUAGUUCCCAUAUUACGGGCUGCAGCCUGCUAAUCAUUGCGGUUUUUCUGAACAAAAGAAUAUUAGUCCUAUUGUAUUUGGUUACGAUCAUUAUUCGACUCAUUUACACCUCUGCUAUUUUUAUAUGGAUGAACGUAACGCACUCAUAUCGUCCUACUCUAUGCAUCUUAGAAUAUUUAAUUCUGACAGUCAGCCUUUAUUUUUGGUUCUGCGCAUACUCUUGGUACAAAGCUCUCGGUAUAGAGUCAUCACUGGAGGCAGAAUCAGCAUCAAGCUCGCAAAGAGGCAAUAACACACAGGCAACUUGACAAGAAUAUAUAAAUCUAUUUUUAAUAACUGUAUAAAUGCAAUCUUUUAAAUGAAAUAAAAGUGGAUAGAAGUUUUUCGUAACAAAAAUAAAUAUGUUGUACAUCACACCACAGAAUUUCAUAUAUGAUACUUCCUGUGAAAACAUUCUGAUCAAGACUUUACAAUUUACAUUCUGAAAAGUUUUCACAUCAUCUAGCCUGCAUUGACCUAACAAACAAUCUAGAAAUCUUAGUAUUGUGCUAACAAUAUAUGAUUCGUACAAUAAAAGUUAUUAUUAUAACAGUAAGAAAACAUUACAAAACAACUCAAAUAAGGACUUCAAAAGAAAUAAUCUUUAAAAAUGAUUACCGUGGAGAAGUUUUUUUGCUUUCUUGAACUAAAAUGGGGAAUGCUAGCUAUUGGCAUUAUUCAAAUUAUUUUAACUAUUGUGGGUGGCAUCUUUAUUCAAUAUGGAUAUGAGGUAUUUGCGUUUGUUCAGUUCGCUGUUUUCGUACUCUUUUUAAUUUCGUGCAUACUUUUAAUUAUUGCAGCCUUUGUGCCAAAAAAGCCAUUGGUGCUUUGUUAUUUGAUAAUGGCGGCUCUUCUAAUCCUAGUGGCGAUUAUCACUAUUAUAAUUUGUGCUAUUUUGGGAUAUAAUGAAGUCUUAUCAUAUAUAUUCAGUGUCAUCAUCAUAAUUCUGGGAAUUUACUUUUGGAUCUGUGCAUACUCUUAUUAUCAACAAAUUUAAGUCGUGUCAUAAAUAACGAAAAAUCUGUAUUAGUGAUAUAUUUUUAAUUUUGAUAUGUGUUCCACCCAGUGCAACACUCAAAAUUCUAAACGCAAUAAAUACAAUAAUAAUAAUA